Molecule: messenger RNA, 1774 nt
Organism: Dioscorea cayenensis subsp. rotundata (Guinea yam)
Lineage: Eukaryota; Viridiplantae; Streptophyta; Magnoliopsida; Dioscoreales; Dioscoreaceae
Product: seipin-2-like
Exons: 3
Coding region: 99-1517 (472 amino acids)
Biological process (GO): lipid storage; lipid droplet organization
Cellular component (GO): endoplasmic reticulum membrane
Source: RefSeq, a predicted model, not a curated record
UAUAAAUGAAAAUCAUAUUAAUCGAAUAAACCGCGAUUUCAAUCGACCCAUUCCUCGCACGCAAAUCGUAUGAUUCCUUGACUUCCCUCCCCGAAGCCAUGAACGAAGAAGACCUCCGCCCAUCUCCUCCACCCUUGCUUCCCAUGGAACCUUCGGAUCCCUCCCCCGAUCUCUUCAUCGAUGCCCUCAAUGCCUUGCCCAAUGCCCCCGAUGCUGAGACCCCCACCGCCUCCUCGUCCACCGCGCCGCCCUCUCCCCCGCCUUCCCUCCGCCGCCGCCGUCUUGCCGCUUCUCGUUCAGCCUCCGUGCGAGAUAGACGACCCAAGGUCCUCCCUGCUGCCAGUGAAUCCUCCUCCGCGCCUGAUAAGCCCGUGUUCUCCGCCUCCACCGUCACCUCGGAUCAGGUUGAUGCUGGAAGGGAUACGCCGCGCGAGAAUCCAGCAGUACAUGACGCUGAAUCUCCUCCGCACAGCGCCUUGAUCCUAAUAGCUGGUCUCAUCAUCAAAGCGAUUCUCUUUCAAUUCAGUUUGCUUGUUAACUUUUUAAAGUUUCCAUUACGGAUGCUCUAUUUGUCUUUCUUGUUCGUCACUGAUCCGUUCGGAACCCUAAUUCUCGCAAAAGAUAGCGUAAAAGAUCGAUUCUUGAGGAUAUUUAAGUUUCUUAUGGAGAAGUUAAGCCCGGUGGUGGUGGAGCUGAUUGGAGGGCGGUUGGGUGUGGGGAAAUUUGUGAUGAGAUUAGCGUGUGGUUUCUUUUGGGUGACAUAUGUUUGUUUGGUGCUGUCUGGGAUCUUGGUGACGGCGUUUCUGAUAGGGAUGGUGGUAAUGGGGAGGGUUGUGGCGGAGCCCGUGAGCAUUGUGGAGGAAUUGAGCUUUGAUUAUACAAAAGCGAGCCCAGAUGCUUUUGUACCAUUGGUAUCUUGUGGUGGUGGGCAUUGUGGAUUUGAAUGCCCGGAGAAUGUUGGAGUGGGGAGGCGGCUGGUGCCUCCAAAUCAUAGGCUGCAGCUGACUAUUUCACUUACCUUGCCCGAGUCGGAUUAUAAUAGGAAUCUUGGAGUCUUUCAGAUUAGAACGGAAUUUCUUUCUGGAAAUGGCGGAGUCAUUUCGAGUUCCAGCCAGCCAUGCAUGCUACAAUUUAAAAGCUCUCACAUUCGCCUGAUUGAAACUUUUCUUAAGAGUGGAACCAUUUUAGCAGGCUACUCCUCAGAAUCACAGGUUUUAAGAUUGAAAAUGAAGGGCUUCACAGAAGGAACUGAACCAACUGUGUGCAUAAGGGUCAUUCUUGAACAAAGAGCACAGAACAGACCUGGUGCUGGCAUUCCUGAGAUUUAUGCUGCAUCACUGAAACUCCAAUCGGAGCUCCCUCUUUUCAGAAGAAUGAUAUGGAACUGGAAAAGGACUUUGUUUGUCUGGAUAAGUACAUGUCUGUUCAUUUUUCAGCUACUGAUUGCUUUGGUUUGCUGUCGGCCUCUCAUAGUUCCAAGGAUGAGGUUAACUGAUGGUCCUCCCAGAAGGCGAUAGCAUCUGAACUCUAUGUGAAGUUUUUCCUUGUAAGAAGCUGAUUAUAUGAUGCUUCUCCUUUAAGAGCUUUUAGAUACCUGUUACAGGACUGAUUCACAUUGGGCAGCGGUUUGGCUUUUCUCGGACCCCUUCAGCUGUAUCAGUUUACACACGAAAAGGGAAGAGUAGAUGGAAGAAAGAUUCAGUUGGUUUUCAAGCAAAACCAUCUAAGAGGCAGCUACCCUUGAAACACAAUGAGAGUGACCAGCCAUUUCAUC